UAUAACACCGCGGUCAUUGCUGCUGCUGUUGUUGGUACGCGGGUAUAUGACGCGGAGACGCAUGCAGUCUGCUCUCCCAUCACGGUUCAGCUCUGCCUCGACAGCACACGGCGUAACAUCCCUCCUCAGCCCCUCUGGAGAUCUGACAUCACCCCGCAUCCUUCAUGCUCAGAUAAGGGACGAACUCGUGGCCGGAGCAUCUCUCCAAGGGCGUGGCACCUUUUUGGGAUAUUGACGCACGGAAUGUGUGACCGAAGGGUUGGAAGCUAAUAAGGCGUAAACAGGACUGUUAUUUUUUCCUCCAGCUGACAGGUCUCCAUGUACACUGUGAGCUCCAGUUCGGGGAACCCUUCCCUGCACGGAUCCAUGUCUUCCUCCGCGGAUUUCUCAGACGAGGAUGAUUACAGUGUUAAAUCUGGGUCGGCAUCUCCGGCACCCGGGGACACUUUACCCUGGAACCUGCCAAGACAUGAGCGGUCUAAGAGGAAAAUCCAGGGAGGAUCCGUGUUGGAUCCGGCAGAGAGAGCUGUGCUCAGGAUCGCAGAUGAAAGAGACAGAGUGCAGAAAAAGACGUUUACAAAAUGGAUAAACCAGCAUCUGGUAAAGGUACGAAAACAUAUAAAUGACCUGUAUGAAGACUUACGCGAUGGACAUAACCUGAUCUCACUGCUGGAGGUUUUGUCUGGAGACACAUUGCCUCGAGAGAGAGGGAGGAUGCGCUUUCACAGACUCCAGAAUGUACAGAUAGCACUGGACUAUUUAAAGAGGCGGCAGGUCAAACUUGUAAAUAUCAGGAACGACGACAUCACAGAUGGUAACCCAAAACUGACCCUGGGAUUGAUCUGGACCAUAAUUCUGCACUUUCAGAUCUCGGAGAUCCAUGUGACCGGAGAGUCCGAGGACAUGACAGCCAAGGAAAGGCUGCUGCUCUGGUCCAAGCAGAUAACGGAGGGCUACGUCGGAGUACGAUGCGACAACUUCACAACCUCCUGGAGGGAUGGAAGGCUAUUUAACGCCCUCCUUCAUAGAUACAGGCCGGACAUGAUAGACAUGAGCCGGGUGUCAACACAGACCAACAGAUCAAAUUUAGAGCAUGCGUUUGAGAUCGCCGAACAGCUGGGGGUGGCAAGACUGCUGGACCCUGAGGACGUCGACGUUCAGUCUCCUGAUGAGAAAUCAGUCAUCACAUAUGUCUCCACACUGUAUGACGCCUUCCCUAGAGUACCUGAUGGUGUUGAUGGAAUCAAUCCAAAUGAUGUCGAUAUCAAAUGGGUGGAGUACCAGAACAUGAUCAAAUACCUCAGCCAGUGGAUCAAACACAAUGUGGCCAUAAUGUCAGAUAGAUCAUUCCCAAACAACCCUGUGGAGCUCAAGGCACUUUAUACACAAUAUCUGCAGUUUAAAGAAAAUGAAAUCCCACUGAAAGAAAACGAGAAGACGAAGAUCAAGAAUCUCUACAAAAUGCUUGAGAUGUGGAUCGAGUUUGGACGCAUUCAGCUCCCCCCGGGUCAUCAUCCCAAUGAUGUGGAGAAGGAAUGGGGGAAAUUAAUUGUUGCCAUGCUGGAAAGAGAGAAGAGCCUGAGGCCUGAGGUUGAAAGGCUUGAGAUGUUGCAGCAGAUCGCCAACAGGGUCCAAAGGGACUGUGUUCAUGGAGAGGAUAAGCUGGCACUCGCAAAAACUGCCCUGCAGUCUGAUGCAAAGCGUCUUGAGUCUGGUAUCCAGUUCCUGAAUGAAGCAGAGAUUGCUGGCUACCUUUUGGAGUGUGAAAACAUCCUUAGACAACAAGUGGUUGACAUCCAAAUUCUCCUGGAUGGAAAAUUCCCCUUUGCAGAUCAACUCGUCCAAAGGGUAUCAAAACUCCGGGAUGACCUACUAGUCCUGAGAGCCGAGUGUUCCUCCGUGUACAGCCAAGGUCGCACACUGACAACAGAACAAACCAAAAUGAUGAUCUCCGGCAUCACGCAAAGCCUGAACUCUGGUUUCUCGCAAAACAUCAACUCAAGCUUGUCACCAGCCCUUACUCCUGCACUCACUCCAGGGGGGUUAGGUACCCCUGGGUCCACAUUCACCUCUAGCCUUACACCGUGCCUCACCCCGUCCUUGACACCUGCCUUGACCCCCGGCAUGCAGCCUUCUUCAGUCCAGAGCUACUUAGGGAGCGGUGGCGGCAUGGACCCGGGCAGCCUCAGGCAUUUGAAACACAUGCAGAUCCGUAAGCCCUUACUGAAAUCCUCUCUGGCUGACUCCAACAUGACAGAAGAGGAGGUCAACAUGAAAUUUGUACAAGACCUCCUGAACUGGGUGGAAGAGAUGCAGCUGCAACUUGAUCGUUCAGAGUGGGGAUCAGAUUUGCCAAGCGUGGAAACACAUUUAGAAACCCACAAAAGUGUACAUCGAGCUAUUGAAGAAUUUCAAAUGAGUCUUAAAGAAGCCAAACUAAGCGAGAUACAGAUGACCAUACCCCUGAAAAUAUCCUUCUCAGACAAACUAAACAAACUGGAAAAGCAAUAUGAGAGGCUCUUGAUCUGUUCCAGAGAGCGGCAAAGCUUCCUGGAGAGCCUGCAUGACUUUGUGUCCCAGGCGACUCAGGAGCUCAUCUGGCUGAACGAGAAGGAGGAGGAGGAGGUUGCUUUUGACUGGAGUGAUCGCAACAGCAACAUCUCAAAGAAAAGAGACUACCAUGCUGACCUGAUGAGGGAGCUGGAUGAAAAGGAGGGAGUGAUCAAGUCUGUGCAGGACAAGGCAGAGCGCCUUUUGAUCAAGAACCACCCUGCCCGGCUCACUAUUGAAGCAUACAGAGCGGCCAUGCAGACACAGUGGAGCUGGAUUUUGCAGCUGUGUUCAUGCGUAGAACAACACCUCAAGGAGAAUGCUGUUUAUUUUGAGUUUUUCAGUGAUGCCAAAGAGUCCAUAGACUACCUGAAGAGCCUGCAAGACGCCAUCCAGAGGAAAUACAGCUGCGAUCGAACUAGCAGCCUACACAGACUGGAGGAUCUCGUUCAGGAGUCUAUGGAUGAGAAAGAGCAGCUUCUUCAGUACCGCAGUACUGUUGCUGGAUUAGUGGGCAGGGCAAAGAAUAUCGUGCAACUCAGACCCAGAAACCCAGAGAGCCCUGUGAGGUCCUCCAUCCCUGUCAAAGCCAUCUGUGAUUAUCGACAGAUAGAGAUCACCAUUUAUAAAGACGAUGAGUGCGUGCUGGCUAAUAACUCACACCGAGCCAAGUGGAAAGUCAUCAACCUGGCAGGGAAUGAAGCCAUGGUGCCCUCUGUCUGCUUCACGGUGCCUCCGCCUAACAAAGAGGCUGUUGAUAUGGCAACAAGGACUGAGCAGUUAUACCAGAAUGUCCUGGCACUGUGGCACCACUCCCACAUCAACAUGAAGAGUGUGGUGUCGUGGCAUUAUCUCAUGGCUGAUAUACGAGCCAUCCGCAACUGGAAUGUGUCUUCAAUAAAGACAAUGUUGCCAGGCGAGCAUCAGCAGGUCUUGAGCAACAUGCAGUCCCACUUUGACGAGUUCCUGGAAGACAGCGAGGAGUCUGAGAUAUUCACUGUUGCAGACUGCGCCCAGCUGGAGAGAGACGUUGUGGCCUGCAAGGAGUAUUACCAGGAACUACUCAGAUCUGCAGAAAGAGAGGAACACGAGGAGUCCGUGUACAACCAUUACAUCUCAGAAAUACGAAAGUUCCGCAUGCAUCUGGAGGCGCAUGAAGAACACCUGAUCAGGCAGCUCCGCACACCGCUGGAGAGAGACGACCUGGAUCAGAGUCUGCAGCGCAUCGCAGAACACAAGAAUAAGAGAGCAGAGCUGGACACACUGAAAGAGGAUCUGGACGUCAUGAAGGAGAAGUGUGAGGUGUUCAUCAGACAGGCUGCAGGUUCUCCAUCUGUGCCGAAGCUUUCCUCAGAACUCUCUGUCCUCAUUCAGAGCAUGGGCCAAGUGUACUCCAUGUCCUCCAUUUAUAUGGACAAGCUGAAAACAGUCAGCUUAGUGGUGAAGCACAGCCAAAGUGCUGAGGCGCUGGUUAAAGCCUAUGAAUCCAAACUGUAUGAGGAAGAGGCUAUGAACUCUGACGUCAGGUCCAUUGAGGCGGUCAUUUCAACACUGAAGCAAUGGCGGUCAGAGAUAGAUGAGCAGCAGGAGGUAUUCCACGACAUGGAGGACGAGCUGCAGAAAGCACGAGUCAUCAGUGACCGCAUGUUUAAGGCCCACAACGAGCGGGACUUUGACCUGGACUGGCACAAAGAGAAAGCUGAUCAGCUGAGUGAGAGAUGGCAGAACAUUCACUCCCAGAUUGACAGCAGGCUUAGGGACUUGGAUGGUAUCAGCAAAUCUCUGAAACACUACAAAGACUCAUUCAGUAAUCUUGAUGAAUGGGCGGGAGAAAUGGAAGCAGCACAGCUAAAGGCGCAAGACAACAAACCUGAAGAUAGCAAGGCGCUGGCUGAGCUGUUAAAUAAACAGAAGGUCCUUGUUGCUGAAAUGGAACAAAAACAGGGCAGAAUCGAUGAGUGUCAGAAGUACUCAGAGCAGUACUCAUCUGCAGUCAAGGAUUAUGAACUGCAGCUGAUGACCUUCAGAGCGAUGGUGGACUCUCAACACAAGUCUCCCCUCAAGAAACGGAGGAUGCAGAGCUCUUCUGACUCCAUCCAACAGGAGUUCAUGGAUCUCCGAACCCGCUACACUGCUCUGGUUACCCUCAUGACGCAGUAUGUGAAGUUUGCGAGUGAGACACUGAAAAGAACUGAAGACGAGGAGAGAUCUGUUGAUGAGGAGAAGAGAGAGCAUGGUGAUAAAGUUAGCAAACUAUUGCACUGGAUGUCCAAUGUGAAGCAGACCCCAAACAAUGGUGGGAAUGCUCUGACAGAUAGCAAUGCCAACACAGACGCCUCUAAUAAGCCCCAGGUGUCAGUGGAGGAAAUGGUCACCAAGAAGGAACAGAUAGCAGAGGCAUUGGGAGCCACACAGAAGAUGCUGAACAAGCACAGUGACAAAAUGACGGACGAGGAAAGAGAGAAGGCCCAGGAGCAGCUGGCGUCGCUGAAUCAGGCCUACAAUGAACUCUCCCAGCAGUGUUCAGAUCAGACCACCUCUGCUGAAGAGUCCUUGCAAGAGAAACACAAGGAGUUAGCAGAGAAGUUGGAAGAGGUGUGUGAUAAUCUCACCCUGACAGAAAACCACCUGAUUGGUCAUCAGCAACAAGCUGAGAAUGCUGGGAGCGUCACAGACCUGCAGCAGUACCAGCAGGAGCAUCAGGCCCUGCAGAAAGAUGUGUUGACUAAUGCCAGUGCCUUAAAUGAAGUUAUUAGCGGUACUAAAAAGUUCCUGGAGGAAAACCGCACCAAGCUGUCGCCGGAUGAAGUCGCCAUCAUCGAGGGCAAGUUGGAGGAGGCUAAAAACAAAGCGAAGGUUAUCAAUGAGCGAGCAGAGGAGUCUAGAAAGGAUUUGGAGAAGGUUGUUACCACUGCCAUAAAGCAGGAGAGUGAAAAGGCAGCAGCAGUUGAGCGGCUUGAAGAAAGUAAGAACAAAAUUGAAGGUCUCCUGGACUGGAUUUCAAACAUCGGGAAUGAAAAUGAGAACAGUCUGGAUCAAACUGACCAUACAAGUAAAGAGAAUGGAAACCUGCCAAAAGAAACCUCAGCAGAGGGACUGAUAGGAGAUGAUGACGACGCCAAUGGAAACGCUGUACAGACCCCAGAGAGGGAGUUUGACAGAGAGACCGGCGGAAAGAAGGACGCCUCCGUGGACCUCGACAAGCAGUAUGACAGGGUUAAGGCCCGUCAUCAGGAGAUCCUGUCCCAGCAGCAGGAUCUAAUCAUGGCCACACAGUCGGCUCAGGCUCUCCUCGACAAACAAGCAGACGUGUUGUCUCCACAAGAGAAGGAGAAACUACAGAAGAACAUCCAGGACCUGAAGGGGCGCUAUGACACCUCACUGACCCAGGCUGAGCAGCAGAUGAAGCAGGUGCAGUGUGUCCAGGAGGAGCUGAAGAAGUUCCAGGAUGACUGUGAGGAGUUCGUGGGCUGGUUGGACCAGGCGGAGAAAGAUGUGACGGAGCUUGGAGCCCCUGUUGGCUCCUUAAAUAUCCUCACUGAUAAACUCCUGCGACAGAAAAGCUUCUCAGAGGAUGUGAUCUCACAUAAAGGGGACCUGCGCUUCAUCACCAUCUCAGGACAGAAAGUGCUCGAUGUGGCUAAAGCUUGUGGGCUGAACGACCCUGCAGAUAAAAAUGCUCCGCUGCAUGUGGAUACUUCAGGGACCUGUGGUGCUGUCAAGGAUAAGUUAGAUUUGGCAGCCAGCAGAUACAAGGCUCUACAUUCACAGUGUAAUCAACUUGGCAACAACCUCAAAGACGUGGUUGAAAAGUACAAGAAAUAUGACGACUCCAGCGCUGGUCUUUUGAAGUGGCUGAACAGCUCAGAGGAGGAGGCGAGAGGACAGCAAUCAGAAGCCAUCGCAGCUGAUCCACAAACACUACAGAAACAGCUGGAGGACACUAAGGCCCUUCAAGGUCAGAUGACAGGACAUCAAACAGCAAUUGACACACUUCGCAAAACAGCUGAGUCUUUGAUAACCUCUGAAGGAGACCUGCUGAGCAACUCAGACGAGAUCCAGGAGAAUGUCGAUGACAUAGUGGAGCGCUAUGACAACUUAUCCAAGUCUGUAAGUGACCGAAAUGAGAAGCUGCAGAUCACCUUGACUCGCUCCAUGAGUGUUCAGGAUGGUUUGGACGAGAUGAUGGGAUGGAUGGAGGGAGUGGAGGCCAGUGUGAAAGAGAAAGGACAAAUUCCCUUGGACUCUGCGUCCAUUGGAGACAUCCUCAGCAAAGAAGCAGCAUUAGAGCAGGACAUAGCAAGUCGGCAGAGCAGCAUCUCAGCCAUGAAGGCCAAAGUGAAGAAGUUUGUUGAGACAGCAGAUCCCUCUGCUGCGGCCCUCCUGCAGUCUAAGAUGGAAGCUCUCUCUCAGCGCUUCACUGAUGCCUGUGAUAAGCACAAGCAGAAAGUGUCCCAGCUGGAGAAUCUAAAGGAAAAGGUGGACCAGUUUGAGGAGGUUUCAGAUAAAGUUCAGCAGUUCGUGGUGAAGCGUUCACAAGAUCUGCAGGAGACAGACGGCCCGGGGAAAACGUUUGAUGAGGUGUCUCAGCUCAUGCAGAGUACUAAAGCUGAGAUGGCCGAGCAUGCCAGUGAUUUGGAGAAGCUGCAGACUCUUUCUAAAGAGCUGUCUGAAAUCAGUCCUGAUGGAAACAAAGUCCAGAUCCAGAACAAGAUGGACAAUCUGUCAAAUAUCUUCAACACCUUCAAAGACACUGUCAAAGAAAAAGAAGAGGAGGUAUCAUCUUGUCAGGACCAGCUGGGAGAGUUCAGAUCUGCAGCAAGCGCUCUCACCAAGUGGCUGGAAGAGACCAAUGAGAAGUUACCUGCAGCUCAUCCAAGCAACAGUGUGAAAAGUCUGGAGAAGGAUCUGCAGAUUGUUACUGGAUUAUUAGAGGAAUGGAAGUCCAAAGACCCUGCAGUCCAAGACCUGAACAGAAAAGGAUCAGAGCUCUGCAGCCUCAUCACACUCCUCACAUCCCCUGCCAAAACAAAGACCCCUAACAAGUCGGCUCUUACUAAUGGUGGUGGUCCAGGAAGCCAUUCCUACCUAACAAAUAAAGAGUUGAUGGUUAUCCAGCAGAACAUGUCAUUUGUCAACGAGGGAUAUACUAGCCUCGGGGAGAAGCUGAAGAGUGGAGCUGCAGAGCUAAGCACCUCUGUGGAGGAGGUGAAAGAUGCCCAGGAGGAGACAGAGGACAUGAUGAAGUGGCUGAAGGACAUGAAAAAGACUGCAGCAUCGUGGAGCAGCGCACCAACUGAGAAAGAUUCAGUGAAAACACAGCUUGAGCAGCAGAAGGCAUGCGAGGAUGACAUGAAGCAAAAGCGGGAGCAGGUCCAGAAGCUCAGAGAGAAGCUCCUCAACUUGAUUAAGACUCAUCCAAACUCCCCCGAGGCUGCCAAAUGGAAGCAGAUGCUUGCAGAAUUAGAUGCUGCUUGGGCAGAUAUUAGCGGCUCUGUGGAGGAGAGGAAGCAACACCUGGAGGAGUCCAACAAAAAUUUGGACGUCUUCCAAACGACUGAGCUGCAGCUUGGUCAGUGGCUCUCAGAGAAAGAGAUGAUGAUGAGUGUCCUUGGACCCCUCUCAAUAGACCCCAACAUGCUUAAGAUGCAGAAGCAACAAGUUCAGAUCCUCCAGAAUGAAUUCAAGAGCCGUCAACCUCAAUACGAGCGACUCCAGGAAACAGCCAAUGCCAUCCUGAACUCGUCAGGCAGCCAAGACCCCUCAAGCGGGAAGCUGGUGAGGGAGCAGGUUGCCAACGUCACCCAGAAGUGGCAAGGCCUCACCGGACAGCUGGACCAGCGGGACAGCCUCAUUGAUCAGGCUGCGGUGAAGACAGGACAGUUCCAAGAGUUACUGAGGAGUCUCAGCCAGACAGCAACUCAGCUGGAGACUCAGCUCACGAACCAUCAGGGUCAAAGCACCCAGCCCGAUGCUGUGAAGAAGCAGUUAGAGGAUGUGCAGAACAUCUCUGCUCAGCUGAGAGAGGAGAGGAAGAAGCUGAAGGAGGCUGAGACUGUCAACGCAGAGCUCACAGCGAUGGUGACUGAAGACUAUCUCAAAGCAGACUUAGCCAGGCAGCUGGAGAGUGUCGGCAAACCUUUCAGACAGCUGGAGGAGAAAGCAGCAAAACGUAUAGAGCAGCUCAACUCAACCUUUGCCAGCUCUCAGCAGUUCCACCAGACCUCCAAAGACUUCCACUCAUGGUUAGACGAGAAGCUCCAGGACCAGUCUAAGCCCCAGUCCAUCUCUACCAAAGCAGAUAUCCUGCAGAAAUCCCUAGAAGAGCACAACAGUUUAAAGAAGGCUCUCAAUGAACACGAAGGAGGGUAUAACACCAUCGUAGGGGAAGGAGAGAUGCUUCUGAAGAACACUGACGGCGCAGAGAAGUUAGCACUACAAGGGCAGCUUUCAACGCUCUCUUCCAAUUGGGAGGAGGUGAAGAAGAACUCUGGGGAACAGGCUGAUAAACUCCAGACUGCUCUGCAGAGAUCUCUGAAGUUCCAGGAGCAUGCAGAGAAGCUUAGCUCUUGGAUUCAAGAGUGUGAAGCCAGUGAGGGUAAAGUCAAGCUCACUGUUGAUCCGGUUGCAGUAGAAAGCUCCAUUUCUCAGAUGAAAGCUCUGCAGAAAGACGUCGACAAGCACAGAGGGAUGGUUGAGCAGCUCAACGCGGCUGCAGAUAGUCUACUCGAGGUGGCCAACACGGACGUUGAUGCUGUGAAAGAAGAGAAAGCUAGCAUUAACAAAAGGGUGGACAAUGUUGCAGAAAGUCUGCAGAACAAAAGGGAAUCCCUGGAGAAGAUCUCACACUCUGUUAAGGAGUUUAAUGAUGCUUACAAAGAGGCAAAGGGUCAGAUUGAGGGGGCGAAGAAGCAGGUGGAUGCCUACGAAUCACAGGGAGUGCAGGCUCACAGCAACAAGAACCUGACUAAUAUGAAGGCCCAGCAUAAGAGUUUAGAGGGAGUGCAGAACCAGGUAGAGCACCUGAAGGGCUUAGCCAAGGACCUUGUGGUGGAUGUUCCUGAUGCAGAUGGAGUGACAGACCUUUUACUGCAAGCUGACAGCAUAGACAAAGACUUCAGUACUCUCAACAAUAAACUAGAGGAGACAUGUCAGGUCUUGGAGGGUAAACUGCAGGGUAUUGGCCAGUUUCAAAACAGCAUCCGUGAGAUGUUCACCGGUUUCACCGACCUGGACGAUGAACUGGACAGCAUGGCUCCAGUGGAUCUGGACCUGGCCACUCUUAAAGAGCAGCAAGAGAGCAUUCAGAGCUUUGUGGGUAAGCUGCGAGAGCUUAUGGCCAACACAGCCAACGCCAGAGACAGCUGUAACAAGAUGCUGGAGACUGAAACCUCACCUGACCUGUUGGGCCUGAAGAGAGAUCUGGACGCUCUGAGCAAGCAGUGUGGUAAACUGCUGGACCGAGCGAAAGGCAGAGAGGUGCAGGUGCAGAGCACGCUCACCAAACUGGAGGAGCUGUACGGUAAACUCCACCAAGCUGACGAUAAACUCUGCAAAGCUGUUGACAAGGAGGCGUCCCAGGAGGCGGUGGGCAUGGAGACAGACGUCAUCAACCAACAGCUGGAGGCCUUUAAGGAUUUCCAGAAAGACAACAUCGAUCCACUUCAGUCACAGCUUCAAGACAUCAACUCCCUCGGCCAGGGUCUGAUCCAGACUGCUGCUAAAGGCACCAGCACCAAGAAGCUGGAGGAUGACCUGGAGGAAGUCAACACAAAGUGGAACACACUCAAUAAAAAGAUCGCUGAGCGCUCAGCCCAGCUGCACGAAGCGCUGCUGCAUUGUGGGAGGUUCCAGGAUGCUUUGGAGUCGCUGCUCAGCUGGCUGACGGACACAGAAGAGCUGGUGGCCAAUCAGAAGCCUCCAUCCGCAGAGUUUAAAGUCGUUAAAGCGCAGAUUCAAGAGCAGAAACUCUUACAGAGACUGCUGGAUGACCGAAAGCCAACAGUGGAGCUGAUAAAAAAAGAGGGAGGGAAGGUUGCAGAACUGGCCGAGUCUGUGGAUAAGGAGAAGGUUGCAAAAGAGAUCGGGUGCCUGGGGCAGAGGUGGGACGCUCUGCUGAAGAAGGCUGAAAACAGGCAAAAGCAGCUGGAGAGCAUCUUGGGGGUCACUCAGCAGUUCCAUGAAACCCUGGAGCCGCUGAGCGAGUGGCUCACGGCUACAGAGAAACAACUAGCAAACUCUGAACCCACCGGCACUGAGACGUCGAAGCUGGAAGAUCAGAUCUCUCAGCACAAGGCUUUAGAGGAGGAGAUAAUGAAUCACAGUAAAGACCUGUUACAGGCUGUGAGUCUGGGUCAGAUGCUCAAAACGGUGAGCUCAGUGGACGAUAAGGAGUUUGUCCAAUCCAAGCUGGACACCACUCAGGCCUGUUACAUAGAGCUCCAGGAGCGCUGCAGGAGGAAAGCGGAGAUGCUGCAGCAAGCUCUGGCUAACGCCCAGCUGUUUGGAGAGGAUGAGGUUGACCUCAUGAACUGGCUCAGCGAGGUCCACAUGAAGCUGAGCGAGGUGUCCGUGGAGGACUACAAAAUAAGUGUUCUUGAAAAGCAGCUGGCAGAACAACGGGCGCUUCAGAGUGAUAUCGAGUUGAGGAAGAAAAAUGUUGACCAGGCUAUCUCUAACGGGAUGGAGCUUCUGAAACAAACAACAGGAGAUGAAGUGAUUGUUAUUCAAGGCAAACUGGACGGUAUCAAAACAAAAUACGCUGAGAUAAACUCUGUGAGUGACAAUGUUCUGAAGAAGUUGGAGCGGGUCUUGAGUCUCUCCACAAAGCUUCAGCACACUCAUGAGGAUCUGAGCUCCUGGCUGGAGAAGGUGGAGGCUGAGACGACAGCCUUUGCUGAUCAGGAGCCAGUGGGUGAACAGCUGGUUCAUGCACAAAGCAGGCAGAAGGCCAUGCUGAAAGAGACCAAGGAUAAAAAAUCAGGGAUGGACAAGCUGAAUGAGUUGAGCGGUUCUCUCUUGGAUCUGAUACCCUGGCACACUCGAGAGGGUCUGGACAAGCUGGUGACUGAGGAUAAUGAGCGGUACAGAGCUGUCUGUGACACCAUCAGCCAACAGGUGGACCAGAUCAACGCGGAUAUACUCAAGUCACAGCAGUUUGAACAGGCUGCAGACUCUGAACUCGCCUGGCUCACUGAAGCAGAGAGGAAGUUGCUCUCGAUGGGCGAGAUCAGGCUGGAGCAGGACCAAACCACAGCUCAGCUCCAAGCACAGAAGAUCUUCUCUAUGGACAUCAUGAGGCACAAAGAUGCUGUGGAUGAUAUUGUGAAAACAGGAAAGGCCAUCCUGAACAGCAAAAACCCAGAGGAGAAAGAGAUCUUAAAGGCGAAGACCCAGACCCUCGUUGAGAAGUAUGGUACCGUCAGUCAGCUGAAUUCAGAGCGCUGUCUUCAGCUGGAGCGAGCUCAGUCUCUGGCCAGUCAGUUCUGGGAAACUUACGAGGAGAUGUGGCCCUGGCUUCAGGAGACACUCAACACCUUCAAUCAGCUGCCUCCACCUGCCAUCAAGCACGACGCACUGAGACAGCAGCAGGAGGAACUCAGGCAAAUGCGAGAGCUGAUUGCAGAGCACAAGCCUCACAUCGACAAGAUGAAUAAGACCGGGCCUCAGUUGCUUGAGCUCAGCCCGGUGGAGGGAGAACCCAUCAGAGAGAAGUACACAGUAUCAGACAAGAUGUACACACAGCUCAAGGCUGACGUCACACAGAGAGCUGCUACUCUGGAUGAGGCCAUCUCCAAAUCCACCCAGUUCCAUGAUAAAAUUGACCCGAUGCUGGAGUCCCUCGAAAGAAUCGCUGAGCGUCUGCACCAGCCUCCAUCCAUCUCAGUAGAGGUGGACAAAAUCAGAGAGCAGAUUACAGAAAAUAAGGCCAUCUCUAUGGAUUUGGAGAAACUGCAGCCUGCUUAUGAGACGCUGAAGCAGCGAGGGGAGGAGAUGAUUGCUCGAUGUGAAGGUGCAGACAAAGACAAUGCUGCCAAAGCUGUUCAAGACAAACUGGACCAGAUGGUGUUCCUCUGGAGUGACAUCCAGGUUUUGCUGGAGGAGCGAGAGGCAAAGCUGCUGGAUGUGAUGGACCUGGCAGACAAGUUCUGGUGCGAUCAUUGCGCUCUGAUCGCCACAAUCAAAGACAGCCAGGACCUGCUGAGAGACCUGGAGGAGCCCGGCGUCGACCCCUCAGUCGUCAAACAACAGCAGGAGUUUGUGGAGGGAUUUAAGGAGGAGAUCGAUGGGCUGCAGGAAGAACUGGAUGUGGUCCGGAACCAGGGUGAAGAGCUGAUGACGGCCUGUGGGGAACCUGAUAAACCUGUGAUAAAGAAAAGUGUUGAUGAGGUGAACUCAGCGUGGGAAAGUCUCAAUAAGACCUGGAAAGAGAGAGUUGAAAGACUGGAGGAAGCCAUGCAGGCUGCUGUGCAGUUUCAGGACGGCCUACAGGGCAUGUUCGACUGGGUGGACAUUCUUGAGAGCAAGCUGGAUUCAAUGUCACCUGUAGGCACAGACCUGGAAACCGUCAAGCAGCAGAUGGUCGAGCUCAAGGAGUUCAAAGGAGAAGCAUACCAGCUGCAGAUUGAGAUGGAGCGCCUGAACCACCAGGCAGGCCUCCUGCUGAAGAAGGUGACGGAAGAGGCUGACCGCUCGGCCAUCAAGGAGCCGAUGUCUGAGCUGAAGAUGCUUUGGGAGAACCUGGACGAGAAGAUCAUCAGCAGACAGCACAAACUGGAGGGAGGCCUUCUGGCACUGGGCCAGUUCCAGCACGCACUGGAUGAGCUGCUGGCCUGGAUGAGCCACACGGAGGAGCUUCUGAACGAGCAGAGGAAGGCUGGAGGAGACCCCAAAGCCAUCGAGAUCGAGCUCGCCAAGCAUCAUGUUCUUCAAAAUGAUGUUUUGGCACAUAAGGCAACGGUUGAGUCGGUCAAUAAGGCCGGUAAUGACCUGGUGGAGUCUAGUGCUGGAGAGGAAGCCUCCAGCCUUCAGAGUAAACUAGAAAACUUGAACCAGCGGUGGAAAGCCAUCCUGGAGAAGACGACACAGAGGAAGCAGCAGCUGCAGAGUGCUUUGCUUCAGGCCCAAGGUUUCCAUGGUGAGAUAGAAGAUAUGCAGCAAUGGCUGAAAGACACAGAACGUCAGCUGUUGGCAUCAAAGGCUGUGGGAGGCUUACCAGACACGGCCCGGGAGCAGCUUAACGCCCAUCUGGAGUUGUGUUCUGCCUUCGAGGUGAAGGAGGAGCUGUAUCAAGAGCUGAUGAACAAGGGUCAGCAGCUGCUCGCCGUGACGCCCGAGGGUCCAGACAGCAACACGGAGCAGGACCUCGCCAACCUGAAGGACAAAUGGGAGUCGGCGAAGGGAAAGGUCGCUGAGAGAAAGGUGAAACUAGAGGAAGCUCUGACGCUGGCCACAGAUUUCCACAACUCUCUCCAGGACUUCAUCAACUGGCUGACACAGGCGGAGCAGACGUUGAACAUGGUUUCUCCUGCCUCUCUCAUGCUGGAGACCAUCCUGUUUCAGAUCGAUGAGCAUAAGAUGUUUGUGACCGAGGUGAACUCCCACAGGGAACGCAUCAUCGAUCUGGACAAGACAGGCACGCAUUUGAAAUACUUCAGCCAGAAACAGGAUGUGGUCCUGAUCAAGAACCUGCUGCUCAGCGUGCAGGGCCGCUGGGAGAAGCUAGUGCAGCGUUCAGUUGAGCGUGGUCGUGUGUUGGAUGACGCCAGAAAAAGAGCGAAACAGUUCCACGAAACUUGGAACAAACUGAUGGAGUGGCUGGACGAAUCCGAGAAGACUCUGGACUCAGAAGUGGAAAUAGCCAACGAUCCGGACAAAAUUAAGACGCAGUUGGCGCAGCACAAGGAUUUCCAAAAGGCCCUGGGCAGCAAACACUCGGUGUAUGACACCACCGCUAGAACAGGACGGGCUCUGAAAGACAAGACCUCCCUCCAGGAUGAUAAUCAGAAGCUGGACGACAUGCUGAGUGAGCUGAGGGACAAAUGGGACACUGUUUGUGGCAAGUCAGUGGAGAGGCAGAACAAGCUGGAGGAGGCUCUGUUGUUCUCAGGCCAGUUCACAGACGCUCUGCAGGCUCUCAUUGACUGGCUGUACAGAGUGGAACCUCAGCUGGCUGAGGACCAGCCCGUACACGGAGACAUAGACCUGGUUCUGAACCUGAUAGACAACCACAAGGUUUUCCAGAAGGAGUUGGGAAAGCGCACAGUAAGCGUUCAGGCCCUCAAACGAUCAGCCAGGGAGCUGAUUGACAGCAGCAGUGAUGACUCGUCCUGGGUCAAGGUUCAGAUGCAGGAGCUGGGCAUUCGCUGGGAGACGGUGUGCAACCGCUCUGUGUCCAAACAGGCUCGACUGGAGCAGGCUCUGUGUCAGGCGGAGGAGUUUCACUCUACAGUUCAUAUCCUGCUGGAGUGGCUGGCUGAGGCAGAGCAGAGUCUGCGCUUCCAUGGCAGCCUGCCCGAUGAUGAGGAGGCUCUGCAGGCGCUGAUUGAACAACACAAGGAGUUCAUGAAGAAACUGGAGGAAAAGAGAGUCGCUCUAAAUAAAGCAACCAGUAUGGGGGAGGCAAUUCUGACCAUCUGCCAUCCAGACUCGAUCACAACCAUCAAACACUGGAACACCAUCAUUAAGGCUCGGUUUGAAGAGGUUCAGGCUUGGGCCAGACAGCACCAGCAGAGACUGGCCACAGCUCUCACUGAGCUGUUGACCACUCAGGAGCUGCUGGAGAACCUGCUGUCAUGGUUGCAGUGGGCUGAGACCAACCUAAACAACAAGGACAAGGAGCAGCUUCCACAGGAGCUCGAGGAGGUCAAGGGCCUGAUAGAAGAGCACCAGGCAUUUAUGGAGGAAAUGACCAGGAAGCAACCAGAUGUUGACAAGAUCACAAAGACACACAAAAGGAAGGCUGCCCUAGAGCCCCAGAACCAGUCUCAGAUCCCCGUGCUCGGCAAAGGAAGACCAGGAAGAAAACGUUCGCCCACACAAACCAUGUAUACAUCGGCGACACAGGCUCCCAUCGAGACCAAGAACCCCCGGGUGAACCUGCUGGUCACUAAGUGGCAGCAUGUGUGGCUGCUGGCUUUGGACAGGAGGAGGAAACUCAAUGAUGCUUUGGACAGACUGGAGGAGUUGAAGGAAUUUGCCAACUUUGACUUUGAUGUGUGGCGGAAACGUUACAUGCGCUGGAUGAACCACAAAAAGUCUCGCGUCAUGGACUUCUUCCGCCGCAUCGACAAGGAUCAGGAUGGCAAAGUGACCCGACAGGAGUUCAUCGAGGGAAUUCUCUCCUCCAAAUUCCCUACGAGUCGUCUGGAGAUGAGCGCUGUGGCAGACAUCUUUGACAGAGACGGUGACGGCUACAUUGACUACUACGAGUUUGUGGCAGCUCUUCAUCCCAACAAGGACGCUUACAAACCUCUGACAGAUGCUGACAAAAUUGAAGAUGAGGUGACACGUCAAGUAGCUAAAUGCAAAUGUCCAAAACGAUUCCAAGUGGAGCAAAUCGGUGCCAACAAAUACCGGUUCUACCUUGGAAACCAGUUUGGAGACUCUCAGCAGCUCCGUCUGGUACGGAUCUUGCGCAGCACUGUGAUGGUGCGGGUGGGAGGAGGCUGGAUGGCUCUGGAUGAGUUCCUGGUAAAGAAUGAUCCCUGUAGAGCUAAAGGCAGGACCAACAUGGAGCUGCGAGAGAAGUUCAUCCUCCCAGAAGGCACCACUCAGGUGAUGGCGAGCUUCCGCUACCGAGGCCGGAGAUCUCGGCCGUCGUCCAGAGGAGCUUCUCCCAACAGAUCCAUGUCCAGUCAGAGCUGUCCGGUCCCCGCACACCAGGCGGUAACCACCACAUCCAAGACUCCCCAACACAUAACCCGCAAUUAUGAUAAGCCUUGGCUUACAAACAGCAAACCCUCCACUCCUCUUAAAUCAUCAUCAGACUCCUUUGGGAGCCAGGGUUCAUCCUCAGAGGGUACGCCAGUGCAAGGCAGCAAAUUACGUCUGCCCGGGUUCAUGUCAGGAAAAGGACUGCAGUCCGGUGAAGAGGGAACUCUGAUCAGCGCUGCUGUGCUGAAAGCUCGAACACAGACGAUAGGCGAAUCAAGAAAAAAUUCCAGCCGACCUGGAAGUAAAGCUGGAAGCAGAGGGAGCAGUCGCAGAGGAAGUGACGCCUCUGACUUUGACAUCUCAGACAUCCAGUCUGUUUGCUCGGAUGCGUCCGAGACCGUGGGCGACUCGGCCCGAGCGACGCCACGCUCCGCAUCACGACAGCACGGAGGAAAACCCUCCAAAAUCCCCACUCCCCAGAGAAAAACCACUCCCACGAGCAAACUGGCCAAGGGAUCCAAGCGAUAGUCAGUGGCCUUGAAAACAAAAAAUCCCAGGAGCUAGUUGCACCCCAAACACGUGAUGGACACUGGAGAAUCUAACUUAAAGACUGCAAUGUGUUGAGUGUUAUUUAAAUUGUUGCAAAGAUGUAAAAUAUUCUGUUGAGAGGAACUAUGGUUUAAUAUUAUGUGAGAAUGGAUGGUUAAUGGCCUUGUGUCUUUGUUUUUAACGUAUUUUAUUUUCUGUGAAAAAUGUCAAAUUGUUUUUAUUGUAUUUUAUUUUAUUGAUGAUGAACCUGUAGAGGUUUGAUGAACACUAGAAAACCCUGGGAUGACUACACCGCACGGUUAGCUAACAUUUCUAAACACACUAAUGAAGGGCAACACGCAGGAUAGCGCUCUGAAAGUUACUGAAUGUACUGUAAUUUAUGUUUGCUGAUGUUUGGAGUAGAUGGUGCAUUAUGGUACCAUUAAGACACUGCAAUUAUCUAUUUAAGUGCUAUGAUAUACUGCCAACAUGCAUUUAAAGGGCAAUGCAAUAUACUACAAUAAACCCCAGUAAGCACUGCAGAAACCUUUGAAAACACUAUUUAAGGCAAGUAGCAGAAACCUUGUAACCAUGAAGCUUUGAAGUCCUGUUUGUUUGUGAGCAGCUGAAGUCCCUGUUUUGUUUGGCCACUUCACAGCAGUGUGUGCAUUGACCUUUAAAAGGUGCCACUCCAUGUAGACAUUCUAUUGUGCAUCCAUGUCAGUGUAUGGUUAAUUUCGGUAGAGCUGAAAUUGUUACUGUAUCAUUACUUUGUAAUAAACCUGCUUGCAGAAAACCACCAGAAAACUGGUGAAGACCACA
Notolabrus celidotus (New Zealand spotty) is the source of this 17775-nucleotide messenger RNA. It is a transcript of the gene dst, whose product is annotated as dystonin. Gene Ontology annotation, cellular component: cytoplasm; membrane; intermediate filament. NCBI's taxonomy places the organism in Eukaryota, Metazoa, Chordata, Actinopteri, Labriformes, Labridae. Gene Ontology annotation, biological process: hemidesmosome assembly; cytoplasmic microtubule organization; wound healing. The record is from RefSeq and is a predicted model, not a curated record. Bases 319 to 16953 code for a protein of 5544 amino acids. The transcript is spliced from 95 exons. Gene Ontology annotation, molecular function: calcium ion binding; structural molecule activity; microtubule binding.